AUGGCAUCGAAGAACAAGGCGAGGGCGGCAGGCGUUAGCGCGAGCUCAUUCACGGAUCUUCAAGCGGAGCUCGCCAGAAAGAAAGAGGCGUUCGCCAAAGCCAAAGCUGCAGGUCAGACUGCUACUGCGUCCUCGCCUAUCUUCGGAGGAGAGAAGAAGGCGACGUCUAAGCCGACGGUAUGGGCGCGACAGAACAAGGGCGUCAAGAACCGUGCCGCGCGGGACCUGGAGAUCGAGGCGGUCAGCAAGCCGACGCUAAAGUCUGCACGAGCCGUCCUCGAGCGCAAGGCAAAGAUAUACGAGAAGCUGCAGAAGGGAAAGACGGGCGGGCUCACGGAGGCGCAGUACAACUCGCUGCUGGUUGACUUCGACUCUAAGGUUCAAGACGUAUACGAAUCUGAUAGCGACGACGUGGACGAAUCGGUUACGGUACCGCGACCACCUCCUGGAGCGGAAGGUGACUCCCUCGUAGAGCACGAAGACGAAUUUGAACGAACGCGGAUGAUACCGCGGUCUGAGCUACCCUCCACUUCUCGAUCUUCAGGCCUCAACGACACGGAAGACCCGCUCGUUGAAUACGAAGACGAGUUCGGCCGCAUGCGGACGGCGCGCCGGUCAGAAGUUCCACGAGAUCUGCUCCCGAAGCCCAAACCCGAAGAAAUACCCGACGACGACUCAGUCCUAUACAACCCGACGCAUCACUUCCCCGUCUACCAGCCCGAUCCCGACCGCGUCGCCGCGAUUGAGAAAGAGCUCGCCGAAGCGAACGCGCCGCUCAAUGUGCACUACGACGCCGCGCGCGAGGUCCGCGCUAAGGGCGCCGGAUUCUACCAGUUCUCGGCCGACGAGGAGACUCGCCGGCGGCAGAUGGAGGAACUCAAGCAGACCCGGCUCGAGACGGAGCGCGCGCGCCGGGAGGCGGGCGCUGUCGAUCUGAAGCCUGGCGAGACUGAGGGUCUGCGAGACGAAGAAGGCGAAGGCGAGGGAUUGAAGCGGAGCCGGGCGAUGGAGAAGCGUAAACGAGAACUUGAGGAACGAAGACGGUUGCUGGAUGCGAAGAGGCGGAAGGUCAAGAGUGGGCCCGCGGUGGGCGACGAGCCGGUCAUGGCGUCUAUGCCUUCGGAAUCAUCUACCCAGCAGCCAGUCGCCCUUGCUCAGGCGCAGAUAGACCCGUUCGCAGCGCUUGAGGCGCAAGUAUCCUCCACACAACCGCGCCCGGUCAGCGCGGCCGAUGACUUCUUGGCGCAGCUUGAACGGGACGUCCUCGGAGGGAAAACUUGAUUAAUACAGCGCGUUUUGCACUGCCUCGACGAUCAACCUUCUAGGGCACUGCAGCGCGUAUCAGGCGCCUCUUCUUGCAUACUCUACGCGAGUUUCGUUGCGCUUCUGUUGUUGCCUCUCGACGGGCUUUGUCCCCGACACGAGGUCUGAUAUGACGCCCCUUGGUAGCUGUCACCAUCUCCAUCGCCGACGCCCCCCUCCCCGUCGUCUGUUGCCCCGGUCUGAUCCGUCUCGCACACCAACACAAUCAGGUCGUCCGCACGUUCGUGCCAACGUAUAAUUGAUGAGCACCCGCUCUCGCAGCUUAUCACCGACGAGAGCAUGCGCUCUUCUUCGUGCCAUAACUCGAGCUCGUCUGGAGGCCCGAGUCCAAGGGGAGCGGGUUCAAGGACGUACUGAACCGUAGCGCAAGGCCAGAGGUGACGAUUCCGCGAGUCGUAGACAGUUUUCCCGACACGACAUGCACAACGACGACUUUUAUACAACGCGGCGCGGGAGUGCUACCAUGCGGGUUUUCCGACAGACAUAGAAUCUUGCGAACUCAAGAGAUCGUCUACUCUCCGCCGCCACGGACUUGAAACCCGCGAGUUCCCUUCGACAUUCACGACCGCUGCAGGCUCGCUCGCCAACCAGAAUCAC
Punctularia strigosozonata HHB-11173 SS5 is the source of this 1920-nucleotide messenger RNA. RefSeq lists its product as uncharacterized. The transcript has 6 exons. Gene Ontology annotation, cellular component: nucleus. NCBI's taxonomy places the organism in Eukaryota, Fungi, Basidiomycota, Agaricomycetes, Corticiales, Punctulariaceae. The coding region runs from base 1 to 1281 and encodes 426 amino acids. The record is from RefSeq and is a predicted model, not a curated record.